Chelmon rostratus (copperband butterflyfish) is the source of this 3024-nucleotide messenger RNA. Its product is annotated as zinc finger and BTB domain-containing protein 14-like. The record is from RefSeq and is a predicted model, not a curated record. NCBI's taxonomy places the organism in Eukaryota, Metazoa, Chordata, Actinopteri, Chaetodontiformes, Chaetodontidae. Gene Ontology annotation, molecular function: RNA polymerase II cis-regulatory region sequence-specific DNA binding; protein binding; DNA-binding transcription factor activity, RNA polymerase II-specific. Bases 281 to 1453 code for a protein of 390 amino acids. The transcript is spliced from 2 exons. Gene Ontology annotation, cellular component: nucleus. Gene Ontology annotation, biological process: regulation of transcription by RNA polymerase II.
AUUUUCCCUUUGUCGCAUCGAGCGGCGCAGAAAACGUCACGGCGUUUCCUCUCGGUUUGUCAGGCUGCUCGCCGCCGUGUUCUCCGCUGUUUGUGAACUGCUUUAAAGACACCAGAAACAUGCCAAUGGAGGCUUGCUGACCAAAAUGGCUGGGCGCAGUGAAAUGUGAAAUAUUCUUGCUAAGGUUAUCCUUCCCACACGCAACGCGACUGUCACGCGAGCACGGCGGCUAAAACGCGCUACGAAAGUUAAGAAAAGUUGCUCCACUUUGACCUGCAACAUGUCUGAUUUACUGAGAUAUAUCGACUAUGACCACAAAGCCACCUUUCUGAAGAUGCUCAACCAGCAGAGGAUGGAAGGUGAGCACUGUGAUGUGGUGGUGGUGGUGGAAAACAUAGAGUUCAGGGCUCACCGCUGUGUCUUAGCAGCCUGCAGCAACUACUUCAAAAAGCUCUUCAAAAAGCAGAGCGACGAGGACAACUCCAUCGUGGAGCUGGACUUCAUCCGCUCAGACAUCUUCGAAGAGGUGCUCAAUUACAUGUACACAGCCCGGCUCGCUGUGAGGAAGAAGGACAUCAAUAUGAUGAUGUCAUCCGGUCAGAUCCUGGGGAUCAACUUCCUGGAUAACCUGUGCACGCAGAAACGCGAGCUGACCAACAUGAAGACCCGGGAGAACCAGGCUCCCGGUGACCACGGGAUGCGAGCUCAGGACGCCAUCCUGAAGGAGCUGGCUAUGGAGGAGGUGAGGAAGAACAGCUUCUACGAUCAGGGGAUGGAAAGUAUGGGGCCCGGGGGCUCCCACGUGUCUCAGCCACACAACUACAACACCAACAUGAGCAAAGAUCCCCACAGCCACGGCUGGGGCUCCUCUUCCUCCAGCGACAUGAAGCUGGAGUACCUGCUGUACGGCCACCGCGACCACGGCUCCUGCCAGAGCGCAGGCGCGAAGCCCAUGGACCACAACGCCAAAAAGGAGCGGCUGCUCACCGCCAACCGCCCCUACGGCUGCGAGCACUGCCCCAAAGCCUUCACCACCGCCGCCCACCUCAAGGAGCACCUGAAGAUCCACUCUGGCUUCAAGCCUCACCGCUGCGUCGUGUGCGGCAAGGCCUUCAUCAGGGGCCCCGACCUGAAGAGGCACGAGAGGGUCCACAGCAACGAGAGGCCCUUCGCGUGUCAAAUGUGCGAAAAGGCCUUCAAGCACAAGUCUCACCUGAAAGACCACGAACGGCAGCACCGGGGCGAGCGGCCAUUCAACUGCGGCUCCUGCGACAAAGCGUUCAUCAAAGCGUCGGAUCUGAAGCGCCACUGGAACACCAUGCACAGCGGCAACCCCCGCAGACAGAUGUCCCUGUCCCCCGCCGCCUCCCAGCACGGCCAGGGAGACGCCACCGACCAGAGAGACUGGAAAAUGGAGACCGGGCCACACUCGCACAACUCAGGGGACUGUUGAGCCUGCAGACACACCAAACCACACUCUGACAUACAGACACAUAGAUCCACAGCAGUCACUCUACAACAUGAACACACACUGACACAACCACAACCCUGUGACAGGCUGUCGCCUGACAUGACACGGACAAUGAUCGGAGUGAGUAACGAGAGAUCAGAGCAUGUUCAUAAGACUGUGGGACUGUAUUAUUAUUAUUCUGAAGAGUUAUGUCAAAGCGAUGUUUUCUUUCCACCUGUAAAAUCAUGUAAAUGUUUAGUUCACUCUACUAUACAUAUAUUUUUCACAAAGCAUCGUUGCUAUCUAGACCUGGGGGUUCUCAUAACAUUAUUCUCUUUUACUUUUAUGGGAUAUGUAACAUUUAAAUGUUUGUUUAACCUUUACUGGAUUUUAUGGAGCUAAAAUGAGAAACAGAGUCGUGGGGGGGGGGGGAAAGAUUUUUCUGCAUAACAUUUGUUGCAUUGAGUAUAUUCAUGUGGAUGUUUUUAAUGGAUGUGUUUAGUUGUAUUGAUUGAUAUUACACUGUAAGAGUAAGAGUCACCAUUUUGCAUUCGAUGCAGAUGAUACCAAAGUCUUGGGCCUUCGAGGGAUUGUCUGUAGAGGCUGUCCUGCCCAAGCAACCGGCCAGCUCGAUUUACUGUUAUACAGUAUAACUGUCAUCCAGCUAUCAACAGUUAAUGAUAGAUGUCUGUAUAUACUGUAGCUUAGUUUGUUGCACAAUUAGAGUACACAAUAAUGAAUUAUGCACAUAUAACAUUGUCCUACUCCUACACUUUGACAAUAAACACCAUUUGCUGUGUUUUAUUGUUUUUGCAAAGUUUGGUUUUUGUUGACGAGAGUUCAGCCCACAGCAUCUGUAUCCUGCAGACCAGAGCUGCAACUAACCUUUGUUUUCAUUGUCAAUGAACCUGUUGAUUGUUUUUGUUAUUAAUCGAUUAGUUGUUUGGCCGAUAAAAUGUUGGAAAAUGGUGAAAAAUGUCGAUCGGUGUUUCCUAAAGCCCAAGACGACGUCCUCAUGUGUCUUGUUUAGUGUGCAACCUAAAGAUAUUCAGUUUACUGUCAAAGAGGAGUGAAGAAACCAGAAAAACCCACAUUUAAGAAGCUGGAAUCAGAGAAUUUUGAGGGUUUUUUUCCUAAAAAAUUUGCUCAAACCGAUCAAUCGUUUAUCCAAGUAGUUGGUGAUGAAUGGAAUAGUUGACAACUAAUCGAUUAAUUGUUGCAGCUCUACUGCAGACGUACUUUUUACAGUGGGGGUUAACUGUGCUACACCCAAAUCAACCUGAAGGCACCUGAACACACGCUCUCAGAUCUUAAACAUUAAACUCUACAAUGUGCAAAAUUUGGAUCAAUACAAGAAACAGCCAAAGUUCAUAAAAGACACGUGCGAUAUGAGAGUGUCUGCGGGAGCCACGUUGGUUCAGGUGGUCAGAUGUCGAUGUAUUUGGUUUGUUGUGGUUGUCAUUAAAAGGUUUCAUUUCCCACCUUUAAGCACAAAAUCCCUGUGACGUGUGGGUGAGACGUACGAUGCUGACAGUGCAGAACAAAAAGUUCCAACUUCCUGGGUUUGAAAUCUU